This is a messenger RNA of Rotaria sp. Silwood2, 1170 nucleotides long. The record is from the annotation of a GenBank genome assembly. Lineage: Eukaryota; Metazoa; Rotifera; Eurotatoria; Philodinida; Philodinidae.
AUGGCAUCAUCUGAAAAGAAAAAUAAAUCAACAUUAUUCGAUGAUGAUGAUGAUCUUGAUCGAAAUUCCACUAAGAAGAAACUUGAACGAAUUCGCGUCAAUGAUAUACCCGAUAUUGAUAAAUACGUAUUAAAUCUUACAUCGGAAAAAAUUUAUGAUUUUAUUAAAACAUUCAUAAAAGUGAUGAAUGGUGUUGAAAAUGUACUAAAUAUGGAAGAAAAAUUCAACAAAAAUAUUUUUGGCAAAUUCGAACUAAUCAAUAAUGAUCAUUUACAUUUAUCGUCAUAUUUUUCACUUAUAGGUACAUUUUUAAUUACAAUAAUAUCACAUAGAACAAUAACAACUGAAGAUUUAUGUUUAUUUUCAACAAUAUUACAAGAUGAUAUUAUUAAUAAAAAUAUUUCGAAUUGGUCAAUAUUAAAUGAUUUUAUUAAAUUAUUUCGUACUAUUUUACAUACUGAAUUUGUUAAAAAUAUUUAUUAUGAAUUAAUCAAUGAUGAACUAGAAUCAAAGAAUAUUCUUGAUGCUGAUCGUUUUAAAGAUAUCAUUGAUAGUACAAUUGAAGAGAUAAUUGAAAAACGUGGCAUAACAUUCGCCAACUUAUCAACAUGUUUUAGUGCCAUCACAUGCUUCAACAGAACAAUAAUUAUAAAUAAAAAUAUUAUUCUAUUAGAAUUAAUUGAUGAUGCAAAAAAUUUGAAGGACAAUUCAGUUAUGUUUGGAGCAUUAUUAGUGAUAAUGUUACGUGAAUUUUUUCAUGUUUUACGUCGUACAACAAUAGAACAUGCAUUCAAUCCAUUUUAUGAACGAACACCACGUCGAAAAAUUCCAUCACGUCACAAUAUAGAAAUGGUUGAAGGUAGUACACAAUUAGAAGAUUGUUUAUUUGGUAUUAUAUGCGAAAGUGUUGGUUAUCUCGAUAGAGAAUUUUUAUUAAAUUCUCAAAAUUGGAUUAAUCAUAAUCAUGAAGAAUUUAAAGAAAAAUUUAAUGAUGCAAGAAGACGUGAUUUACAAGAAAAUAAAAAACAUAAUCGAUGGAUUAUACCAUGUAAAUCUCAUAUAAUUCAUGAUGAUACGGAAACGUAUGUUCCAACAACAACAAUAAUGUCUUCAGAACGGUGGGCAAUACCUCAAUGUGUAUUGGCAGCACCGUUUUCUCGCAUUGAAUAA